UUUUUCCCAAGUAUUUUCGGGGCCAGGUUGGAAAUAGUGAAAUGGAUGAGUAUUUGUAAAGACCAAACCAUUGUUUUUAGUACUAUAACUAUAACUGAAAAUAAGAAGCAGCAGUUGAAAUUUUUUAUUUGGGAUUUUGUUGGAUGAAGUGAUAGUUUUGACUUUUGAGGUUGAAAAUGCGUUUGACAAUGUCUUCUUCUUCAGCUCUUCCUCUUCCUCUUCCUUCAACUUUCUCACAAUCUCCAUCUUUGAGCUUAACCCAUCUCCCAAAUUACUCUUCUCUACCCCUCACAGACCAACAAUGCACUCUUGCAGACUCAAAACCCAGAACAAUUCGCUUUCGUUUAAGCGAAUUAUGCAGACAAGGCCAACCCCAUCUCGCCCGCCAACUGUUCGAUACAAUUCCUCAACCAUCAACUGUCCUUUGGAACACAAUUAUCAUUGGGUUUGUCUGUAAUAACAUGCCCCAUGAAGCCAUUUCAUUCUAUUCUCGAUUGAAACAUGUGGGUUCAUCCGUAUGUGAUCAAUAUAGUUAUUCCUCUGUUCUCAAGGCUUGCGCGGAGACCAAACGGAUUCUUGAAGGUAAAGCUGUGCAUUGCCACAUUCUGCGUUCUGGGAUUCAUCCAAGUAGGAUUGUUAGUAAUUCUUUGUUGAAUAUGUACUCUGCUACUUGUUUUACAUUGGAUAAUGGUUCUGAUUGUGAUUUAGUUGAAAGGGUGUUUAGAACUAUGCGUAAAAGAAAUGUUGUUGGGUGGAAUACUAUUUUUUCAUGGUAUGUGAAAAGGAAGAGGUUUUCGGAAGCAGUGAGGUGUUUUGUUAUGAUGAUGAGAUUAGGUAUUAAGCCAACUGUUGUUAGUUUUAUUAAUGUUUUUCCUGCUGUAUCAGAAAUAGGGGAUGUUAGAGUUGCUGAUGUUCUUUAUGGGUUGCUUGUGAAAUUGGGUAAUGCAUAUGUAAAUGACUUGUUUGUUGUUAGUGCUGCCAUUGUUAUGUAUGCUGAGCUUGCUUGCGUUGAUCUGGCGACCAGAAUAUUUGAGAAUACUUGUGAAAGAAAUACAGAGAUCUGGAACUCUAUGAUUAGCGGGUACAUUCAGAACAAUUUUCCUUUGAAAGCUGUUGAUCUCUUUCUUGAAGCUGUAGAAGCAGAGGAUGCUGUUACUACUGAUGAUGUGACAUUUGUAUCUGCUCUUAUGGCAACUUCACAGUUGCAGCAUUUGGAGUUUGCCCAACAGCUACAUGCAUGUCUGAUAAAGAAAUGCAGGGAUUCACAGGUUAUUUCGCUUAAUGCUAUGAUAGCCACAUAUUCUAGGUGUAACCGUGUGGGCGAUUCAUUUAAAGUUUUUAAUGGAAUGAAGGAAAGAGAUAUAGUGUCAUGGAACACCAUGGUGUCUGCUUUGGUACAGAACGGACUGGAUGAUGAGGCUUUGAUGCUUGUAUAUGAGAUGCAAAAGCUUGGGGUUGCAAUUGAUGAUAUAACAAUUACCAUCCUGCUUUCUGCGGCAUCAAAUCUUAGGGACAGGGAAAUUGGUAAACAGACCCAUGCUUACCUUCUGAGGCACAAUAUUCAAUUUGAAGGGAUGGAGAGUUACCUGAUAGACAUGUAUGCCAAAUCUAAUAUGAUUAGAGAAGCACAAGUAAUAUUCCAGUCGAACUUCACAAAUGAUAAAGAUCAAGCCACGUGGAAUGCUAUGAUUGCUGGAAACACUCAAAAUGGAUUAAUUGAACAAUCCUUUGUUGUCUUCAGGGAGAUGCUAGAGCAGAAUGUGAAGCCAAAUGCUGUGACCUUAGCAUCAAUACUCCCAUCAUGCAGCCAGUCAGGAAGUAUAGCAAUAGGCAAGCAGCUACAUUGUUUUGCGAUUCGCAAUUUGAUUGAGAACAAUGUUUAUGUUAUUUCUGCUUUGGUAGACAUGUAUUCAAAAUCAGGAAUCAUUGAUUAUGCUGAAAGUGUUUUUCUAAAAUCUCCUGAGAAGAACUCUGUGACAUAUACAAAUAUGAUUUUGGGAUAUGGCCAGCAUGGGAUGGGUAGGAAAGCUCUAACACUGUUCUACUCUUUGCGGCAGAAUGGUUUAGAACCAGAUGCUGUUACCUUUGUAGCAGUCCUGUCUGCUUGCAGCUACACCGGAUUGGUUGAUGAAGGCCUUCAAAUAUUUGAGCUGAUGGGCAAAGAAUACGGGAUUCAGCCGUCGGCAGAGCACUAUGCUUGUGUGGUUGACAUGUUAGGAAGAGUUGGACGGUUGGAUGAAGCUCAUAAUUUUGCUAAACAGUUGGGUGUUGAGGGUAAUGUCUUGGGAAUAUGGGGAUCACUCCUUGCAGCCUGCAGAGUACAUAGAAAUUUUGAAUUGGGGAAAAUUGUUUCCAGUAAGCUGCUUGAAUUAGAGGGGAGUGAUGAAAUUUCUGGUUAUCAUGUUCUGCUCUCAAAUAUAUAUGCAGAGGAAGGAAACUGGCAGUCUGUCGAUAAUGUCAGAAGAGGAAUGCGCAAAAUGGGAUUGUCAAAGGAGGUUGGGUGUAGUUGGAUUGAUACUUCUGGAUAUCCACACUGUUUUGUAUCUAAAGAUAAGAAGCAUCCUCAGUACUGCAUGAUAAAUGAUAUGUUGGGAUAUUUAACCAUCAAUAUGAAGGAUGCUGGCUAUAAGCCUAAACUUGAACUAAUAGAAGAGUGGGUCUAUGGGCCAGAAGAAUAAAAAACUAUUAGUUCUCCCACUAUGUUGUUGUUCUCCCACUAUGUACCUUUGUACUCAUGACAUUUUUGGACAGGAUUUUGCUAGAGUUAAUAUGAUCGUAGUUUAUCAAUGACCAGCUGCCUUUGAAAUUCGAGAGCAAUCAAGAAUAUCCAUUUUACCUUUUUGGUGGGAAACGAGGAGUCCCAGAUAGCAAAAGAAGGGUCUUAUCCAAGAUGACAACUUCUAUCAAGCUGUCUGAUUGACUGAAGCACAUUUAAAUUAGGUGACCAGUUCUUUCCUUUGAAUAACUUAUACUUGUUCUGCAGGUCAACUUUUAAACUAUUGUAUUAAGGAUAUUCUUUGAUAUAGUCUUUGCAAGUUCAUGAGUGUUUUUAUAUUGGAGCCAAAUGGCAUUAAUAUCACUUGUGAAGGUUGAACCAGAUAACUAUUAAUAUGUCUGCUAAGGUUGGUUCAGCUAAUUAUAGUAUGUGAAUAUCAAUGGAACUGGCAUAAGUGGAGUUUAUCAUUUGUGAAAAUGGUUCUGAAGCUACAACAAAUCAUAUAGAUAUGAUAAUCUCAGAAAAUUUCCUUAUUAGGCUGUCGGCUUAAUUUAUUGGACAUUGACAAACAAAAGCUUUCUAUAAAUUAGGUCUAGUUCUAGUGAUUAGUAGGAGGUUUUAUUGAGUAAAUAUGCAUAUAGACUCUUGCCAACCAAAUAAGUUCCAAGUCCAUAUUAUCGUUACUUGGUUUAUUAGGUUCCACAUGCUUUCUUACAAGCUGUUUGGGUCAAUUUAAUGUGAAUUAUUGCUCUUCAGUUUUCACAAGGGACAGAGGGUUUAAACGGCCUCUUCUUUUGGAGUUUUCUCCUUUUGGAUAAGGUAAAUAGUUUUACUAAGAGUUAAUGGUCAAAAACACAUCCAAACUAUCACUUUUUGCGAGUUUCAUACCUCAACUAUCAUUGUUCGCUUUACCUACCUAAACUAUCACCCCUGUUGUAUUAAAACUCACCUUGGUGCUAGGUGGUUCAUUUGUGAACAUGCAGGGUAUAGAAUGGUUGUUUAUUAUCUGAAGAUAAUAUGCUUAAGUGAGUGAGAAACUGAUAAAGUCAUAUGGUACAUUGAUGUCGCUAGAUCCUAACAUUUGUAAUUUCUAAGUCUCUCUGGAUUAUCAAAAUGGUUUUCAUCAUCUUUCAUAAGAUGCACAUUGUGAACUAGUAGAGUAUUGCAGGGUUUGGCUGCCAAUUUUCCAGUUUCUGCAAGUAGGUCAAGAAUAUAGUUUCUCUGAGAUAGAAAAAUUCCCUUCUUGCUUCUAUUUACUUCUACUUCCAAAAAAUAUUUCAACCGGCUUAAGUCCAGACUUUAGGGAAGAGAUCCUCUCACAAUAAGAAGGAUAGUGCCAGCUGCAGAUAGUCGACCGAAAACAGAGUGAUUACAUUUGCUCAUUUUCAGCCCACACGCUUGAACUACCUCACUGAACUUGUCAAACCAAUCUCGCUGGUUGAAGCCAUACAAAGACUUCUUCAAAUGAUAGACUUUCCUAUACUCCCCCUAAGCAAUAAAAUCGGGUGGUUGUUCCAUAUACACUCCCUCUUAAAGAUCACCAUAAAGGAAUACAUUCUUGAUAUCUAACUGGUGUAAAGACCAGUUCUUGAUAACAACUAGAGAAAUGAACAAACGGACAUAAAUGAGUUUGGAAACCGGAGAAAAGGUGUCUGAAUAGUACCCCAUAAGUCUGAGCAUAUUCUUUAGCCACAAGCUUGGCCUUAAGUCUUGCCAUGGAACCUUCUGGAUUAACUUUAACUGUGAACACACACUUACAUCCUACUGCUUUAUUCCCAUUGAAUCUACCAAAUUUCAUGUGUGAUUUUCCUCAGAUGCAUGUGUUUCCUCAAGCAUCGCAUUUGAUCAUCUAGGAUGAUUCAAAGCCUUCUUCACAGUUUUGUGUAUAGAAACAGAGUCUAGAGAAGCACUCAAGGAUCUAGAUGUGGAAGAUAUGCGAUCAUAGGAAACAAAGUUAGCAAUGGAAUAUUUGGAUUGCAAGUCCGUGUACCUUUACGAAGUGCAAUAGGGAUGUCAAAAUUUUCUAAAAGGAUCAAGUAGGGAAGGAUUUGAUGACAAAGGAACUGGUGCUACACAUGUAUCAUCGGCCUCUCGUCACCUCGAAUAAACUUGAGCAAUUGACGGUUUUGCUGGAACAUGCGUCGAAGGUGCAACAGUUGUGUGGUGCUCAAUAGAGUAACUAAGAGAUGGAAAAAUAACAUCAUCUGAUUGCAUAACAUGAGUAACCUGAUAAAUUAACCACUCAUCUUCCACCCCCUUACUUGUAGAACUGCGAGAGAUAUAGAAGAAUAAUGUAGUUUUUGAAAAUAUCACAUCAUUUGACACCAAAUAGUUGCCAAGUUCAGUAGAAUAACAUUGAUACCCCCUCUAAAGACAAGAAUAACCCAAGAAAACACAUUUCAAUGCCUUAGGGUCCAACUUAGUAACAAACGGGAGUACCUCUCGAACAUAACACUUACUUCCGAAUACCUUUGGUUCCAUUGGAAAUAAUGACUUGUUUAGAAAAAGAAUAGUGUAAGGCAAAUUACAAACAAGCACCGUGGAUGACAUGCAAUUAAUCAAAAAACAAGCUGUAGAGAGUGUAUCAACCCAAACUUUUUAGGAACUUUCAUUUGGAACAUAAGUGCUCGGAUUGUCUCAAGUAGAUGCCCUAUUCUUACUCUCAUCAACUCCAUUUUGAGAAGGUGUAUCAACACAUGACGAUUGAUGGAGAAUAUCGUGUUUUCUCAAUAGGAUUGAAAUAAGUCUGACAUAUAUUCUUUAGCAUUAUCACUCCUUAAAAUACACAUCAAAGUAUUGAAUUAAGUUUUUAUUUCAACACAAAAGUGUGUAAACAUUUCAAAGAGACUUUUCAUGAAAUAAAUCCAAGUCAUUCGAUAGAAAUUAUCCACAAAAGUGACAAAAUACUUAUGUCCAGUUUUUGAAUCAAUGGGACGUGGUCCCCAAACAUCAUAAUGAAUUAGCGCAAAAGCUUACUCAAUCGGUUUAUUAACCCUUGGACGUAACGUGUUGCGAUGAUGUUUUGCAAAUUGACAUGAUUCACAUUUCAAAGAAGGAACAUUUUGAAACAGGGGGCAGAGCUUCUUUAACAAAAGUAAAGAAUGAUUUCCCAAUCGAUAAUGUGCUACAAAUAAAACCAUGACACUUGUGCAGACAACAAAUCGAGGCUCAUAUUUAUCAAGGAUAUAUAGAUCAUCAAAUAUAUAUCCUUUACCAAUAACCUUAUGUGUGGCAAGAUCACGAAACAUGCAUGAUCGGGAAAGAAUGAAAUAUAACAAUUAAGAUCUAUAAUAAGUUUACUCACAGAAAUCAAAUUGAAGGCCAACUUCGGCAUUUUUUUUUUUGAAAUAAGGGUAACUUUGUGUUCACAAAAAAAAUCAUCAUCCAAGAAAUGAUGAAUUGGAAACUUACAUCCCAUAGUAUGAUGGGCACACCCCUAUGAAGGUAACUAAAUUACAAGUUUCCUAAGAAAUCAACUACUUCUACCACCUCCCCCACCAAAUCUUGUUUACACCAAAGAAAUAGAAGACUAAUACAACUUGUUAAUCCUUUAAAAAGUAAUUUUUUUGUCCUUUAAAACACCUAGUAUUUCGGUUACCAAAAAAAACACCUAGUAUUUCUUUCCUUCCAUAUGGACCAAUAGCUACAUGUUGGGAAGAGCUUCCACCAUUCUUCCUUUUUCCUCUGCUUCCAACUCUUAGCCAACUCUUCAGAAGCUUUAAAGUAGUCUUUGGCAUCACCUAGCUAACCCUCCAAAUGCAUAAAACAUAUUCACAAAUUGGCAGCUAUUUGGCAAUGUAUGAGCAGAUGGUUGUUCACUUCAGCUUCCUGUUCACACAAGCACCUUGAACAAAUUUGCAUGCCUCUUUUCUGUAGGGCCUCAUGAGUAAGACAUGUUUUUCUGAUUAGUAUCCAAACAAAACAUGAGACUUUCAAUGGACAUUUCACCUUCAAAAACAGUUUCUAGGGCCGUCUCUCAAUCAGUAGGACAUUAUAAUUCAUCUUCCAAUAGCUUGAUUUCACUAUAUAGAUCCUUUUGUUGUGUAUUUCCCAUAUUGGCUUAUCAAACCUCUAAGAAGUACCUGGGAAAUCAUUAAGAACCCCUAAUAGCUUGGCAAUCUCCUCAAUUUCACAAUCAUUCAAUGCUCUCCUUCAAAGUAGAUUCCAACCCUGUUUACUCCAGGCUUGUUCCACAGUGUCAUUUUUCUGCAUACUCAAUGUAUAUAGAAGAGGUAAUAGGUUUCUCAAACUGUCUUCCUCUAUCUAUAUUUCAUUCAUGAACUCUGUCUUCAGUCCAUCCCCAACACUAAUACAUAUGCUGUUUUUGAAAUGUGGCUAUUGUCUUCUAAUGGUCUUCCAAACACUGCAUCUAAAUGUGCCAUAACCUCUUCAGUUGUCCACCGGUUAAAUAAACCAUACUUUCCUGAUAUAAAUCUUCUCCAUAUGGCUCUAUAUUCUAUGCAGAAUCUCCAUAGCCACUUUGGGAGUAAACUACUAUUUUGGAGACUUAGGUUCUUCAAUCUUAGCCUCCUUGGUUUUUGCUAAGUGUGAGAGUAUCCCACUUCACCAAGUUGCAGCCUUCCUUUUCCUUGUUGCCUUGCCAAAGAAAAGAUCUCCUGAGCCUAUUUAUAUUCUUCUCAAUGUUCUUGGGGACUGGAAAUAAACUCAUCAUAUAAGUAAAUGAUCCAUCUAAUACUGAUUUGAUGAGGGUCACCCUGCCACCCGUGGACAAAUACUAGUUUUUUCAUUGGGCUAGUUUCUUCUCACAUCUCUCCAACACCACAAUGCACACUUCCAGCUCUUUGCUCUUAGCACCCAAAGGUAGUUCCAGAUAUUUUGUUGGUUGUGCAUCUACCUAGCAACUCAAUGUCUCGGCUAGCCCAAGAAAAUUGUCAACUAAGUUGAUAGGGAGGAGAUGACUCUUCAACCAAUUGACAUGGAGGCUUGAAAUGCUCUACUAAAUAGUGAGUAUAGCACUUAUGUGUCUAAUUUGUGCCUCCUUUGCCUUACAGAACAUAAGAGCAUCAUCAACAUAGAAAAAGUGUGUGAUCUCCAGCUCCUUCCCUGUCCCAGCAAGUGCACUAAAUCCUCUCCCAUCCAUUAGUCUUUGCCUUCUGGAACAUGUGAACCCUCCAGGGCUAUUAAGAAUAGGAAUAGGGACAUAGGAUCUCCCUGUCUAAGACCUCUCUGAGAUUGGAAGAAUCCUUCAGUGUUUCCAUUUAUGAGGAGGGAAAACUUCACACUUGAAAUGCAGUUAUUGAUCCAGCCAAUCCACUUGCUACCAAAUCCCAUGUCCUUUAGAAUUUUUAGAAGGAAAUUCCAGUUAACAUGGUCAUAGGUUUUAUCAAUGUCUAGCUUGCAUAGAAUCCUCAGUUUCUUCUGCUUUACCAUGGAGUUGACCAAUUCAUUAGCCAACAAUGUUGCAUCCAUUAUUUGCCUACAUCUCAAAAAAGCCAUUUGGUGUUCAUCAACCAAUUUCACUAUCACUGUCUUCAUUCUCUCAGUUAGCAACUUGGAGAUGAUUUUAUAGACUACUCCUAUCAAACUGAUUGGUCUGAAGUCUUUUAGCUCAAUUGCAUCAGGUUUCUUUGGGAUUAAAGCGAUGAAUGUAACAUUAAAUGAUUUCUCAAAUGCACUCCUCUGAUGGAAAUUUUGUAUACUCAACAUUAAAGCCCUCUUUCAAAAUAUCCCAACAUUUCUUAAAGAAAUCCAUAGUGAAGUCAUCAGGGACAUGUGCUUUGUCCCUAUCACACUGGUUGAUGAUCAGUAGCACUUCCUCAUCUGUAAAUGGUCUUUGUAACCUUUCAUUUUCAUCUACAGAGACUGUUGGAUAUCCUACAAAAUCAAAAGAGGGUCUCUAGGAUUCAAGUUCUGAGUAGAGUCUGGCAUUUAAUACAGAUGAUAGGGUAAUAGAGGAAGUUGCUUUAAUGGUUCCAAAUCCCACAAUGUUAUGUGUUGAGCCAUCAACUACCAUUACUUGAGAGGGUGCUUUGUGUAGUCGAAAGGUAGAAAAUAUAUUCGGAUUACGUGUCAUGUGAUUGUGUCAUGUGAUUUGUAGUACCUGAAUCAAUCGCCCAGCUGUUCAAAGAGGAGACCGCAUAUGCUUUUCUUGAAUCAACAAGGGUAGUAGUUGAAAUGAAUUCUUUAAAGGAUUAUCGAUACUAAGAGGACUCCGCAAACUCAUUCGCCGAAACCAAAAUUGUCUUACCCUCAUAAUUUAUAGCCAUAUUUACUCCUUUCUAAUUGUUUGAGUUAUAGUUUCCAACAUAAAAUACCCAAAAUAUCAAUAUAUGAGAAGCCAACAAACACAAACAAUACCAACAAAUACAAUCCAGUACUGAAAAAGCAAUUCUUUAAUAUCAAGACAUGCAAAAUUUUAUGGGAUUAAAUCCAUACAAAAUUUGAACGAAGUUAUAAAUUCACGACAUUGACCCAAGUCAAUAUUUUGGGUUAAUAAAGUCGGAUUAAUUAUUUAAGUCAAGAUUGCAUGACUUAAGUCAAAUCCAACUACAUUGGGCUAGGUUGGGCCUCUACAAAAUGGUCCCCCCACUUGUUUUAAGCCCAAGGGUCCAUUAUGAUUACUUGGAGGCUACCCUAAAACCUUCAUCAAUGCCUAUAUAAAAUAAAGGGGCUACAUUUCUCUUUGGAAGCAUUUUGGAAAUUCUAUAACAUCUUUGAAGAUUCUAAGAUGGAAUUGGACAAAGACAAGAGAGUGUUCGACUGGAACAACGGCCAACAAAGACUAAUUACAUAGAUAACUACUCCUCCCUUCUCCUUAAGGCGUUAAGGCGAACUGUGUAGAGGUAGGAAAGAAAGACGUCCUCACCUUCUUUGGUAUCAGUGAGAGCAAUUUGAGUAUCCCUCGUGCACCUUCUUUUGUAGAUAGAAUCCUUAAUGAGUGGAAAUAAGCAACCUUACUAAGAAAGGUGCUUGUUGAGUAAGGACGACUUUCAGGCCAACCCUUGGUAUAGGUUGGGCACUUGAGCGCAUGAUUGGUCCAUUGAAUAUUGUAUAGGCCCCUAAGCCUCUCGAGCGCAGGGAUGCACACAUCUUAUAUAUCAUGAUCAUGUCAAUGCAAUCAACACGCCAAAUUUCAUUUAUUUGUUCUAUUAAGUACUUCUUUCACGCCAUUAGCUUUGAAAUUGUCUCCCUUUGCCAGUUCACCUCGAUGAAAUACUUAAGAAUAGCCUAGCUUUAGAAGGUCAUUAAUAAUAUUUGAUUCCAAGAAAUUAGCAACCAAUUCUCCCAACAAAAUAAUUGUAGUCGAAGUCAAAUAUCAAAUUAAUUUGACAUAAGGAUCAAGCAUCCACAAAACACUAUUAAUUCAAUAUUGAGCAAAACUAAACAAAUCGUGACAACACCAAAUAGAAACCAGAUCUAAAUCACAAAAGCUUCAGGGAAAAUAUGAGCUUGGAAGUAGUUUUCAGAAAACAAUAUGAACCUAGAAGUGACGAAGAGUUACCCAAACAGUGUUUCAACACUAAACAAAACUCAGGGUACGUCGAAACUGAUAAGACGACACCGGAUGUUCAAUCUUUGAAAGAUUUUGAUGGAGCACGCGCCUCCACACGUCGACGCGUGACUGACAAAUGAGAGAUGUAGCUGGUGCGUGGUGGAAAUUGAUCACUUUGAAAGUGAUCGAAAGGAUGAUCUGCCUCCUCCCACAGUGGCGGUGACACAAAUUGACCACUUUGAAAGUGAUUGAUUUGAAAUUUGACUCUGUUUCUGUAAGACAACAAAACAAGAUCGAGUUGCCUCAAAACAUAGCCAAAACAAGAUCAAGGAACCUAUAGGCUCUGAUACCAUUGAAUGGAAGUUGAUGAUCUUAUUCCAAUAAGUAAGCAAGAUAUAAAUAUAAUACAUUAGGUGCUAACUUAGGAAAGAAAAUAAAGAGGGAAUCCUACAAAUCUGCUAGCUAAUUUUUUUUUGUUGAUUGUAGCGUUCGGGCCAACUUUCGCGCACCUUGACUAAUUAUAAGAGAUUUCAACAAAUUUACUAGCUAAUUAUGCCUAUGUACAUUACUAAGAAUGAUGUCUAUAUACAUUUUGUAACAAUUAGUCCUUUUGACCACAUUUAUAUGAGGUAGUUUGACUUGAUACGCAGUCAAAGAAAGAAAGAAAGACUUUUGAAAAUUGUGGCUAAAUUAAGUCAUAAAUGUUUGUGUGACUAUAGAUCAUCUCAUUAAGGAUAAAAUGAACAUUUUAAAGUUAAUUUUUUUACUAAAAAUAGAACUGUGUCAUUCCUUUUGGGACUAACUAAAAUGGAAAGUAAAUUAUAUAAACUGGGAUAGAAGAGUAUAUAUAUGUGUGUGAUUCCUUUUUGGCUGAAUGAUUGUUUUCGUAGGUGAUAAAGCUUAUAAUUGUAGAUUGAUUUACUCAGAAGUUUGCUUUUACUGUGCUUUGUGAUCAUCAGGUUCUGCUUGUUGUGCUGACGUUUUCUGGUACUCUUCUUUAAUAUGCUUUAGUUUAGGAAAGUUAAUUUUUAGAGAUAUGAUAGUUCUUUGAAGGGAAAAAGUAAGAUCUUUCAUGGCUUUCUCUUUUAGAUUUUUUGUCAUGGUUCUGUAAAACUUUCCUUUUUCGAUCUGCUUUGAUAUGCUUUUCCUUGAGUUGAGGGUCAAUCAAAAAAUCUUAUUUUAGAUGCACAAUAUUUAUGGUAGUUUUUGGUCAUAUAUUAACACUCAUCCGUUUUAUGAAUCCUCUUCAAGAGCUUACUUUUUUCAUGUUUGAGCCUUUC
This is a messenger RNA of Solanum tuberosum (potato), 11449 nucleotides long. Its product is annotated as pentatricopeptide repeat-containing protein At3g22150, chloroplastic-like. Bases 177 to 2678 code for a protein of 833 amino acids. The record is from RefSeq and is a predicted model, not a curated record. Gene Ontology annotation, biological process: RNA modification. The transcript has 2 exons. Gene Ontology annotation, molecular function: RNA binding; protein binding. Lineage: Eukaryota; Viridiplantae; Streptophyta; Magnoliopsida; Solanales; Solanaceae.